AUGGCGCAGCUGCAGCGCAGCAGUUGCUGCAGCAGAAGCAGCAGAUUAAACACGCAGCAGCAGCAAUAUCAGCAGCAGCAGCAGCAGAACCGGAAGAAACAGCAGCACUACCCAAUAGCUGCAGUGACAGCCGCAGAAAGCUCAAAGCAGCAGCAACAGCAGCAGCAGCAACAGCAGCAACAGCAGCAGCAGCAACAGCAGCAGCAGCAACAGCAAGCAGCAGCAGCAGCAGCAGCAGCAACAGCAGCAGCAGCAACAGCAGCAGCAGCAGCAGCAGCAGCAGCUUUGUACUGA
Messenger RNA from Eimeria mitis, 294 nucleotides. RefSeq lists its product as uncharacterized. The record is from RefSeq and is a predicted model, not a curated record. NCBI's taxonomy places the organism in Eukaryota, Apicomplexa, Conoidasida, Eucoccidiorida, Eimeriidae.